AUGGCCACUCCCAGCGAUUCAACAGCGGUUGACACCAUCGACACAAUCAAUGACUUGCCCAAAGAUGUCCCCUGCCAUGCCCGUGAUGACCUUGAGAAGAGAUUACUGAGGAAGAUUGAUUUGCGCAUGUCCAUACUACUGAUCUAUUCUAUAUACCCUGAACCUGGUGGGUUCGAGAUUGACACAACCAAUAUUAGGUGUCAACGCUCGGUUACAAGGUUUGAAAAAGACCUGCACCUGCACGGGCAACAAUAUGCCACGACUUUGUCCAUCCUACUUGUUGGAUACAUUAUGAUGCAAGUGCCAGGGAACAUGUUCCUGCACUGGCUGGAGAGACCUUCCGUCAUCAUUCCGUGUUGUAUGUUAGUAUGGGGUGUGAUAUCAGUAUUAACAGGUAUUUAUACUGGGAUUCUUGCCGCCCGCUUCUUUCUUGGCUUCGCCGAAGCGCCCUUCUUCCCCGGUAUGAUAUUUCUUGUAUCUAAAUGGUACAAGCGGGACGAGCUCGCCUUGAGAAUAGCUCUCGUUACUUGUGGAAGUUUUCUCAGCUCUGCAUUCGGAUCCCUGUUAGCAUCUGCUAUACUCCACGGUAUGCAAGACAAACUUGGUCAAGCUGCAUGGAGAUGGUUAUUUUACAUUGAAGGCGGCGUUACCAUCUUGGUCGCGAUUUGCGCCAUAUUCGUACUCCCCAAUUUCCCGCACAACACCAGCACUUGCUACUCUCGCCUUGUAGAAGAUGGCUAUAGUAAGGCUGACGAGCUUGGGAAGCAGACGGCCAUGCAAGGAGUGCGGGAUGCUGUGUCUGAUUGGAAGGUUUGGUGGUUUUCAGUUGCGGCCACGUUUCAGAUAGUGGGGUGUUCUUUCUUCGGUUAUUUCCCGACACUGUGCGCAACACUGGGAUAUGACACGACUGUAACACUGCUGCUUUGCGCUCCUCCGUGGGUGUUUGCGGCUAUAGUCGCAUUUAUUCUUACAUGGUACUCUGACAAGAAGCAGAAACGUUACAAAUGCUUUGUUAUCUCCAAUGCAUUCGGCGUCCUUGCAUUCACCGUGUCCGCUAUUACGAUGAACAAGGUUGCGCGCUAUAUUUCACUGUUCGUGAUAGCUCAAAUCAUCGUUGGAUACAUGGUGCUCCUAGGGUGGAUCAGCAACAUUUUCGCCAGAGAACCCGCGAAGCGCGCCAUUGCUAUUGCUUUGAUGAACGCACUGGCACAGAUAGGAGGUAUUAUUGGAUCAUACAUAUGGCCAUUGAAAUGGGGCCCGUCAUAUCGUUAUUCCUAUGUCAUCUGCAUCGCUGCAAUUGGAGUUUCGACAGGCAUGUGUGGUGGUAUGUAUUUGUAUUUGAAGCAUUUGAAUGAGCAGAUUGAGAGGAACGAGCGGAAUGCGAAGGAUGUCAACGAGGUUCGGGAGAUUAGUUUCAAAUACAUGGUGUAG
Suillus subalutaceus is the source of this 1431-nucleotide messenger RNA. RefSeq names its product sugar transporter. The coding region runs from base 1 to 1431 and encodes 476 amino acids. The record is from RefSeq and is a predicted model, not a curated record. Gene Ontology annotation, cellular component: membrane. The transcript has 10 exons. Gene Ontology annotation, molecular function: transmembrane transporter activity. NCBI's taxonomy places the organism in Eukaryota, Fungi, Basidiomycota, Agaricomycetes, Boletales, Suillaceae. Gene Ontology annotation, biological process: transmembrane transport.